AUGCGUGGCCAACUCAGUAUUGCCUUGGCGUUCUCAGGGCUUGCCUCGGCUUGUCAACGAGAUCUUGUUCUCGAACGUCGGCACACACACCGUAAACCAAUCACUAAGCGCGCCGACGACCAAUGGCCCCCCAUUCUGUCAGAGGAAGAGACCGUCUUGGUCAACGCUUUCGACAAUGUCACCAUUGAUGAAUGGUCUGACUAUUACGGUCACCAGGUCAAGCUCGCUGGACUUGGUAAAGAGGCCGCGCAGUGGACUGCAGACCAGUGGACCAAGAAUGGGUUUGACGCGCAUCUCAAGGAGUACCAUGUUUACUUAAGCUACCCCAUCCACGCCUCUUUAGAGCUUACUUACGCCAAUGGAACGACCAGUGCGGUUAGCCUAGAUGAGGAUGUCCUGGAGGAGGACGAUGUGACGGGAAGGGAGGACAACCAGCCUACGUUUCAUGGAUACUCCGCUUCAGGCAACGUGACGGGAGAAUACGUCUACGUUGGACGAGGGUCGCAAGCCGAUUUUGCUCGUCUGGUCGACCUCGGCGUUGAGCUUGAAGGCAAGAUUGCGCUCGCUAGAUAUGGUGGACUCUUCCGAGGUUUGAAAGUAAAAAAUGCACAGGAUCAUGGCAUGAUUGGUGCUGUAAUUUUCACCGACCCUGGUGAUGACGGAAACCAGACCGUGGCAAACGGCUAUGAAGCCUACCCCAAUGGCCCAGCUAGACACCCCAGUGCGGUUCAAAAGGGUUCAGUGUUGUUUCUCUCUACUCACCCCGGCGACCCCACGACUCCAGGUUACCCUUCCCAUGAAGGCGUCGACCGAGCCGAUAUCUCUCCAGUCACCCCAAAAAUCCCCUCUAUACCCAUUUCUUACGCAUCUGCUGAGCCCCUGUUACAAGCUCUUGACGGAUUUGGCGUAUCCGCCGAGGAGGUUAAUAGGACAAUUUGGGCGGGCGCUCUGAACGCCAGCUAUAGCUCUGGACCUGCUCCAGGUGUCACUUUGCACCUCGACAACUUGAUGGAAGGCAAAAUCACGCCCAUAUGGAAUGUCAUUGGUCAUCUUAACGGCACCAACGCCGACGAGACAAUCGUCAUCGGGAAUCAUCGCGACACCUGGAUGAUUGGAGGCAACGGAGACCCCAACUCUGGCUCUGCCAUUCUUGUGGAGUUUACAAAAGCCGUCAAUACUUUAGUCUCGAAAGGGUGGAAACCUAAAAGGAAUAUUGUCUUAGCUUCCUGGGAUGCCGAGGAAUACGGUCUUGUUGGCAGUACGGAGUGGGUCGAGGACAACGUCGAUUGGCUCACCGAGACAGCCGUGGCGUAUCUCAAUAUUGACGUAGCGGUUUCCGGUCCAAGGCCAAACCUGGCCACUACGCCCGAGUUGCACACUAUCGGCACGGAGCUUUUCAAAAAGGUCAUCUACCCCAACUUUGGCGGCUUCAAUAUCAGCCUCUACGAUGCUUGGGAAGCGGCCUCCGGCGGCAUCGUCGAGGCCCUUGGUAGCGGUAGUGACUACACUGGCUUCUUGCACCGGGGAAUCAGCUCACUUGACGUGGGCUCCGGAGGCGGUGCAACCGAUCCCAUCUGGCAUUACCACAGCAACUACGACAGCUAUCAUUGGAUGGCGAACUUUGGCGAUCCCGGUUUCCUUGUCCACUCAGCCAUAGGACAGUACCUUGCCCUACUCGCCUUCCACUUGGCUGACGAUGAAAUUUUGCCCCUCGAUUUGCCCAACUACGCCACUGAGCUGCGUUCGUAUCUUGAGGACUUAACUGAGUAUGCCGAAUCAGAGGGCGCGGCGAUCGAUCUUUCGGAGUUAGCCGAUGCCAUUGACGUCUUUUCUACGCGUGCCGAUGAGGUCAAGGCAUUGGAGCAACUCGCUAUCACGACAAACGACACAGGCCUAAUCUCGGUUGUCAACCAUAAGUACCGCGACUUUCAAAGGGGAUUUAUCAGCCAAGGUGGCCUUCCCGACCGGGAGUUUUAUAAGCAUGUUGUGACUGCACCUGGAUUAGACACAGGAUAUGCCGCUGUCCUGUUUCCCGGUAUCACAGAGGGUAUACAGUAUGGCAACGGUAACCUGACGGUAGCAGAGGAGUGGGUGUCUAAGACGGCACGCGGCAUCAUCCAAGCUGCAGAGAUCCUCAAAACUUGA
Colletotrichum graminicola M1.001 is the source of this 2145-nucleotide messenger RNA. RefSeq names its product PA domain-containing protein. The coding region runs from base 1 to 2145 and encodes 714 amino acids. NCBI's taxonomy places the organism in Eukaryota, Fungi, Ascomycota, Sordariomycetes, Glomerellales, Glomerellaceae. Gene Ontology annotation, molecular function: carboxypeptidase activity. The transcript has 6 exons. The record is from RefSeq and is a predicted model, not a curated record.